CUCAAAUAAUUGUACCAAGUGGCAAAACCAAGAUCUCAGAAUAAUUCUGCCCCCUACAACAGGCCCUCCGAAUGGCAACGCCCUUCGUAGGCGGUUAAACAGACAGGUGCGUUGUGAGGACUACCGUUAAAAAUGUCGUGUUCGUUGCCACCCUUGCGCUUUCAAGGUAUUACCGUUGCCCAACAGUCCCUGGAAUCGAUCCAGGAAGGUUACUGUCCCACAUGGCUCCCCUGUGCAGAACAACAUAAAAUAGACCCACUAUUGCUGCUGACCCACCCAUCCGGUCAUGUUUCCCUACAGAACUCUGUUGGCUGUCAUCCCUCUUUACCUGCUCGCAGUUUCCGCGUCCCCAGUUAACCCAGCAUCUGGUGAUACUGGCAAGGUCACGCUCGGCUUCGUCGCCGGGCUAAAUGCGAUAGGCAUACCCAACAUUGCUGACGCAGACCGCGCUCGUAUCAAAUCUAUGCGAAGGAAGGGGGGUCAUAUAAAACGCGAUGCUUCCGUCAGCGUCACCAACUUCCUACAAAUAUACACCGCUCACGUUAGCGUCGGAAGUCCACCGACGGAAUACACUCUGCUGAUCGACGCGGGAAGCUCCAAUACGUGGAUUGGCGCGAACAAACCCUACACUCCCACAAGCACCAGCUACUAUACUGGCAACACCAUCAAUGCAUCGUUCGGUUCCGGAAGCAUUUUUGGGGUCGAAUAUAUAGACACAGUAUCACUUGGAAAUGGCCUUACCAUCAACCACCAAUCCAUCGGUGUCGCCACCCAGUCCCAGGGCCUUAACGGCACUGGUAUCGAUGGCUUUCUUGGCCUCGGUCCUGCAGACCUCACCCAAGGCACCGUCUCCAAUACGAACACCGUACCCACCGUGGUUGACAACCUAUACAGCCAGGGAACGAUCAGUAGUGCUGUGUUGGGGAUCUACUUCAUCCCGGCCUCUAAUUCCAACUCAGGCGAGCUCACAUUUGGUGGCUACAACCCAUCCGUUAUCGCCGGCCCCAUAAAUUACACACCGAUCACGAGUACUCCUCCCUCGAGUCUCUGCUGGGGAUAUAAUCAAUCUAUCACGUAUGGUGGAAGGACGAUCUUACCCAACACGGCUGGUAUCGUUGACACCGGCACCACUUUGAUCCUCACCGCUACUGACGCAUUCCAGCUAUACCAAUCAGCAACCGGUGGCAUCAUGGAUAAUACCACCGGGCUGUUGCGCAUCACGCCAUCACAAUACAACAACCUCCAAACGCUGAGCUUCCACAUUGGAACGCAGACCUACGACUUAAUCCCCAACGCACAGAUAUGGCCUCGGUCUCUCAACUCCGCAAUCGGCGGCAGUAGCAAUAGCAUUUAUCUUGUUGUCGGUGACAUCGGACAUCCUUCCGGAUCCGGCGUAGACUUCACGAAAGGCUACGUUUUCUUACGACACACGAGAACAGAGACUGGGAGUGACCAGGGUUUGCGGUGCAUUCAAGAACAAAGUGUACUUGAGAGCUUCCGCAGUGCACGAAGAUCUGUAGCGCCGAUGAGGUACCAAAGAUCCUCACUUUGACAGAAAACUCAGGUAUCAGUUGGUGGCCAUGUCCUCCCGAAAAAAUAUAACAUAUCUUUUCUUAUGCAAGCAGAAUGUCCUUUGCUUGUAUUCCGAGCUCCUUUUCCAUUAGGAAGUUUCUG
This is a messenger RNA of Pisolithus orientalis, 1674 nucleotides long. Its product is annotated as acid protease. Gene Ontology annotation, molecular function: aspartic-type endopeptidase activity. Gene Ontology annotation, biological process: proteolysis. NCBI's taxonomy places the organism in Eukaryota, Fungi, Basidiomycota, Agaricomycetes, Boletales, Pisolithaceae. The transcript is spliced from 6 exons. The coding region runs from base 287 to 1552 and encodes 421 amino acids. The record is from RefSeq and is a predicted model, not a curated record.